CUUCGGGUUCUACGCAGCAGAGGAAGAGUUUGCGAUCGGCGGCCAUGUCGGGGCGGGGUAAGGGAGGAAAGGGGUUGGGGAAAGGCGGCGCGAAGCGGCACCGCAAGGUCCUUCGCGACAACAUCCAGGGGAUCACCAAGCCGGCCAUCCGUCGCCUGGCGAGGAGGGGUGGCGUCAAGCGUAUCUCCGGCCUCAUCUACGAGGAGACCCGCGGCGUGCUCAAGAUCUUCCUCGAGAACGUCAUCCGCGACGCAGUCACCUACACCGAGCACGCCCGCCGCAAGACGGUCACCGCCAUGGACGUCGUCUAUGCCCUCAAGCGCCAGGGCCGCACCCUCUACGGCUUCGGCGGCUAGACGUAGCCGUCUUUUCGCGGAAGGGGUUUGGUGAAGUGCUUGCCUUCUUGGAUGAGUUAGGGCUUUAUUUGUAGUCUACAUGUUCCUUGUUAGCAUAGAAGUCGUCAGAUGCUGCUUCUUUUAGACUUCUCUUGCUGUUCAUACUUUGUCAUCUUGUCUUCUUCGUUCGAUGAAACACUUAUUCGGAUCUCAUGCUGAAAGCAUAUUUGUUUGA
Musa acuminata AAA Group (dessert banana) is the source of this 570-nucleotide messenger RNA. RefSeq names its product histone H4. The coding region runs from base 45 to 356 and encodes 103 amino acids. Gene Ontology annotation, cellular component: nucleosome. Gene Ontology annotation, molecular function: protein heterodimerization activity; DNA binding; structural constituent of chromatin. The record is from RefSeq and is a predicted model, not a curated record. The transcript has a single exon. Lineage: Eukaryota; Viridiplantae; Streptophyta; Magnoliopsida; Zingiberales; Musaceae. Gene Ontology annotation, biological process: nucleosome assembly.